AUGCGACUAAUGCUUCAAGAUCCCUUCUUCAAGCGAGAUCAGCGAGCCCCGGAGCCGUUUCUUCCAGAUCUCACCGAACGCGAGCGUCUCACAGAGCGAGUGGUUCGCUACGCUUGCGGCCAAUUCCUCGGCAUCGGCAUUGGUGUAGCGCUGGCGUUGAGGCCAGGUGAAGGACUUGUCGAGCCGGAACGCUUAGUGAUGCUUAACUAG
Molecule: messenger RNA, 210 nt
Organism: Penicillium samsonianum
Lineage: Eukaryota; Fungi; Ascomycota; Eurotiomycetes; Eurotiales; Aspergillaceae
Exons: 2
Coding region: 1-210 (69 amino acids)
Source: RefSeq, a predicted model, not a curated record